AUGAAUAAUCCGAGCAAAUCAACAUGCUUAUCCAGCGAUCUGAACAACUUUAUUUACGGCGUUUCACGAAGAAAUUUUCAAAACUCACCAGAGUUGACAAAAGUUGCAUUAUCUUUGUUAAAAACUUUUCCAGCAGCUAGAGAUGCUGUGUUAGAGUACUUCGCGAUGGUUUUUCAUGAUGCUGUUAAUAUAGCGGUCAAUCCUUCGGACUAUGAUGUAGACUCAAGUACAAAUGGUUCAUUGGAAGCUGUCAGCAUGAUUGGUCCAGAGCUCUGUGGCCUUGGUGAAGCAUGGGCACCCUUUAUAGCUCCAUGGUGUAUAAAAUUGAUAAUGGAUAUAGCAAUAGACAAAGCUAAUUUGCCAAAUGCAACUCUUCAAAACAUAGAUCCAGUAAGAGUUCUGCUUGACAUUACCACUCAAAAUUUAAUGCUGCUCAAUGCUGAAGAAAGGGCAAAAUGCAUUGAUAUGAUGUUAGGAUGUCGUGCCUGCUCAUGGGCGGUAGGUUGGGUUGGUAGAGCAGAGCCAGCUUUGGUAGCUCCAAGAGCCCUUGCCCUAGGGGCUGAUGCGGCUCGUGCAGUCCUAGCCCAUUUAGCCAAUCACCCACCGGCAUUGCUCCAUGUCCGUAGAGCACUUGUGAAUUUGUUCCAGGAAGCUAUUGAUGAAGACCUAAAGUCUGAUAAGAAACGAGAUGUUAUUCCAUAUUUGCUAAAUCUAGCAUCAAAAUCUGAUAUUGUACUGAAAGCGUUAAUCCAAGACAUUGAAGCUACUUUGACAGACGAAGUAAUGGAUCGCCUGAACGUUAUAUGCUCUAUGUAUAGACACAGUGGUUCGUGGGAAGGGGUCGGUCCGGCUUCCCUAGUGACUUUGUUGUUACGCUCUGAUGUCCACUGUUUCCUAUUAUUGCUUAAACAGGCACAGAAAAAUCUCUUUUCUCGACAGUUGCUUGAGUAUUUAUUACAAAAGUUAGAAAAUGAAGUGAUGUUCCCGGAUCGGAGUGUACCGCUUUUGAUAAGUACGGGGGAGGAAAUAAAUAUUGUAAGAGAAAAGUUAUUGGAUGGAAAUCAGCUGGAGCAGUAUUCUAUAGCGCGAAUAUUGAUACUAGUAUGUUACAACCAGCCGUCAGAAUUCAUUAGUACAAUCGCCUAUCUCCUACAAUAUUCAAAAACUGAUGCUACCCUGGCAUUAUUAGUGCGUAUUAUAUCUGGUACGAUUACGAUGCAUACACCUAACGACUCGACCGAUAUUAAUAUGGACACGGAGAGAUAUCAGAAUUUCAUUAAAUCGGGAAUCGAGUAUGCGUUGAGGGAUGCUGUGCUGUCAGAUCAGCAGAUUAAAAGGUGUUUCAUAGAGGAUAGAGUGCCAGAGGGACAGGACACAUACAUGCAUCAGUUUUGUUUGAAUAUCGUUAAAUUGUUAAGAUGGGAAAAUUCAAAUCGUGUAUCAGCGUUGCGCACGCGCAGUAUAUGUCGGGCAGUGGAAGGAAAUUUGUAUCGAAUUGGAGCUGCGCUACAACGAUAUUCGUGUAUACUCCAACCACGAAUGGAAUGUACUGUCACCGCGUUACCAGAAAUGCCUACUUGUCAUGCGCUUGCGCAGGUCCUGGAUAGAGUUGACAUGUCUGGUACAAAGUCACCUCCACCCAGUGUUGAGGUCAUACUGAAGGUUGUUCAAGCCGUUGUUAAAUAUUUCUUUAGGUGUUUGCACGAAGAGGACAUUAUGGCGAAACUCCGCGGCGUCCAAACGGCGAGUAGGCUUCUUCGGAAAUUAUGCCUACACAGCAAAUUGGCCAGAGCCGUGGCGUUGAGAGAUUUACUUGAGACCGCAAUGUUUAGAGAAGACAAGAUUUUCGGGAGUAAACCAGUGAUACCAAAUCUUCUAUCUGCAUCCAAGGAAUGGACCAAUGAUGAUUUGUUGAUUUAUAUGAAUCAGAAACAUGGCCCAAUAACACAACUCACCCAAAGCCAUACGUCCGUGUUCCACGCGGGCGUGAUCGGCUCGGGUGUGCGCAAACAUAGAGGCGGAGACGAUGGGAUCCCGCCAAUACUCACGACUAACAAUGAACUGCUGAUGGGGGCGCUUAUGUCUUGUAUGGAUGGCAAUAGUGGUAUAGUAGAGGGAGCCACUUCCGUAUCAUUAUUAUUAGUUGAAUUAGUGUCGCCAGAUGUUAUGUACAACGGUUUGCCUUGGCCCGAUGAAGACUUUACUAAGCAAGUAAGUAUAGAACGGGAACUAUACAUGCGCGGCGCAGUGGAGCGUUGCGCGGUUGCGCGGGCGGCUCUUAGACGAGUGGCCCUCGCUAGGCCUGCCCUUUGUCUUUCCUCGGCGCUUUUGAGGGCCUCUGCUGCUACGCUUUUACAUAGGUUGAGGGCACAUCUCGAUCGUCACACACAAUCCCCGGAACUUAGUCGGGAGCUAUCAGCUCUGACUGAACUGUUGAGUACGAUGACUUUGGGACAAUUGCUGCCACACCCAUUGUGUCAUAUACUCGAAUUGGCUCCAGAACUCACAGCCAACGAACUUGUCCAAGUAUUGCGGGACUGUUUAUGGAAUUACACAAGGGAUCAUGUCCCCUCACCUGCCUUAUUCACUUGCGACUCUACAGGACUACAUUGGCGCGAUCCGUCAACAUGCAAGCCUCCAACGACGUACACAGACUCAUUACGGAUCAUUUUACAAAAACGAAUAUCAACUUUGGGUCAUAUGUAUCCAAUAAUGUUUCUAAAUCUCGAUAAAGACUCGCAGUUAACCUAG
Molecule: messenger RNA, 2751 nt
Organism: Pieris macdunnoughi
Lineage: Eukaryota; Metazoa; Arthropoda; Insecta; Lepidoptera; Pieridae
Source: the annotation of a GenBank genome assembly